GCAAGCAAAAGGGACGGAAGGGAGGGGAGAGAGAGAGAGAGAGAAAAGAGGGGGAGCACAUGUGUAUGCUUGUCACUAAGGGGCUGGGAGAAGGACUAAGGGAAGCGAGGUAGCUGGCCACAGCCGCCAUAUGCUGACUGGAUUCCUGUUCAUGUCUGCUGUGUGAAGACUGUAGGUUUGUGUUGUGUGCUGGCCGGCUGGGGAACGCACCAUGGGAAGCUCACAUCUCCUCAACAAAGGCAUGCCUCUAGGUGUCAGGCCACCCAUUGUGAAUGGGCCCAUGCACCCACGCCCACUAGUGGCGCUGCUGGACGGGCGGGACUGCACUGUGGAGAUGCCCAUACUGAAAGACGUAGCAACCGUGGCGUUCUGUGAUGCUCAGUCCACACAGGAGAUACACGAGAAGGUCCUGAAUGAAGCUGUAGGAGCUCUGAUGUACCACACCAUCACUCUGAUGAGAGAAGACCUGGAAAAGUUUAAAGCUCUGCGUAUCAUCGUCCGUAUUGGCAGUGGUUAUGACAACAUUGACAUCAAGUCUGCCGGAGAACUCGGCAUAGCUGUAUGCAAUAUGCCAGCCGCCUCGGUGGAGGAGACGGCAGAUUCCACGCUGUGUCACAUCCUCACCUUGUACCGACGCACCACCUGGCUGCACCAGGCUCUGCGGGAGGGCACACGGGUUCAGAGCGUAGAACAGAUCCGAGAGGUGGCAUCAGGAGCGGCGAGGAUCAGAGGAGAGACCCUGGGAAUCAUAGGGCUCGGUCGGGUGGGCCAGGCUGUGGCGCUUCGAGCCAAGGCCUUUGGCUUCAAUUUGGUUUUCUAUGACCCUUACUUGGCUGACGGAGUAGAACGAUCCCUAGGACUACAAAGACUCAACACACUACAGGAUCUGCUGUUUCACUCCGACUGCGUCUCGCUGCACUGCAGUCUAAACGAACACAACCACCACCUGAUCAACGACUUCACCAUCAAACAGAUGCGACAGGGGGCGUUCCUGGUGAACACAGCGAGGGGGGGCCUGGUGGAUGAGAAGGCCCUGGCUCAAGCCCUGAAGGAGGGCAGGAUACGUGGAGCUGCUCUGGAUGUUCAUGAGACAGAGCCUUUCAGUUUCAGUCAGGGUCCGCUGAAGGAUGCUCCCAAUCUGAUCUGCACGCCUCAUGCUGCCUGGUACAGUGAACAGGCAUCACUGGAGAUGCGUGAGGAGGCGGCCAGGGAGAUCCGAAGGGCUGUGACAGGUCGCAUCCCAGACAGUCUGAAGAACUGUGUGAAUAAAGAGUUCCUCACUCAGAACAACCACUGGGCAGGGGUCGACCCAGCGGCCGUCCACCCAGAGCUCAACGGGGCUUAUAGGUAUCCCCCAGGUGUAGUGAGUUUGCCAGCGGGCGGCCUCCCUCCACCUGUUGAAGGCAUAGUGCCGAGCGCUGUGCCCAUCACGCACACCCUCCCUCCUGCUGUCACACACCCUCCUCACGCCCCGUCUCCAAACACAGUAAAGCCACCGGAGGGCGACAGAGAGCAGCACCCGAACGACCAACUGUAGCCAACACACAUCUCACGAUACGAGCUUGCCUGUGUUGUUCCUAUAGCGACAGGUUUGGCGUCAGAUAGACUGGUCGAGGUCCCAAUAACAAUCCAUGAUUCACAACUCUCUGGUAAUUGGUUCCCAUCAUCCAGUUCCAAGGAGGAAGAAGAUGAGAAAGAGGAGUGGAUAGCUGUUGAGAUGCUCUGAUCAUGAAGCGUGACAGCUGUCCUCUGCCCCGACAAGAUGAUGAUCUUUGCAUUCUAUGUCCGAAAUAAAAACAUUUACUAUCUGUUGAUUUGGGAAGAAAAAAUACUGAAUCAAACUCCGCUGUCUUAGACUGUAGUGUGUCCAAAGUUAGAAGGGCGGGAUUCAUGUCUUUCUCUCUUUUCGGUGUCCUUUCCUUAGUUUGACGUACAAACAAAGUUAGUAGGUUAUGAAAUGAAUGUAACCUGUCUGUGUACAGUUUUUAGACUUGCUGCGAGAACAUACUGAUAUUUGUAUUUCAGUCUUAACAAAAACAAAAGUGAUCUCUCUAUGUAGCCAGACUGGUUUGAGAAUAUGAUACGUUUUUUUUUUUGUUUGUUUGUUUGUUUUGGUGUCCCCAAAUUAGCAAGCCCCUCCCUCCAAAAAAGAGGCAGCUUUUUGCACACCAUCUCAGGAAAUUAAGUUUCCGCAGUUGGUAUAUUAUUUUUUAAAAAAGUUUUUGUUUUAUAAAUUCCUUUACAUGCCACUUAGUGCUUUUGUUUUUCUACCUGCUUGCCUUUUUGUGUCCUGCUACAUUAGAAGAAGAACUUUAACAAGAGCUAAAGUUGGUUCUAAUGUGUGCUUUUGUUGGUUAUGUUUAAGGGGCAUGUGAUUUUGCUCUUGGGACUUGUGUAAAUGUUUGACCCAAAUCGAGGGGGUUGUAGGAGGAAAGGCUGCAGGGAGGUGGAAAAAUGGUAUGCUUGGCUGGGACAGCUUCAUUCUUUGUCACCAUUUUAAAUGAUACGUCUGCGAGGUGAUGCACUGAGGAUUUGCGGCAGACUAUAGUUUGAGAGAAAGGGAUUUCAUCUUGUCUUGUUUGUGUCUAAUGAGCCAGUUCUACCCCUUUUGCUCACAGUAAUUGUGCAGUUUAUGGAGCAUGAACAGUUUUGUGAAUCAUGUGUUGCAUCAUGCUGCUAAAUAAGUAUUCUCCUGAAGUUGCCCCUUUAGGCUACAGACAUGUGAAAUCAUCAAACGCAGUUGCCAAAAAACUCUGAACUUAUUUGUACAGAUGUCAUAUCCACUUAAAAAAUGGAAUGGUUACUGACAGAUCUGGAAUUGUUGAGUGCCUGAAGUUGGACCAACUUUUUUAUUUUUAAUACUACCCAGCUUGUUCGUUUGGUCAACCUUCUAAAAGAGCAACAACAUGCUUGUGAGAAUGAAAAAAAAGUAUCUUGCAUAUAUGCACAAUGAAGUGAAAACAUUUGGUGAUAGCAUGUCAGACUUUUGCAAUUUCUGCCGACUAGUAUCCCUUUAAUCUCCCAAGAUGGGUCCUUCCUCAGUAUACCGUUUAGCCACCCUCUGUGGCCUCUGUGUCUAUGUGUACAUAUUGUGUUCUGCCUGCCUGUGUCAAUGUGACUUGGUUGUAUCUGUGUCUAAAAAAAAAAAAAAAGCAGCACUGGGAGGAGGGGUGGUGGCGAGUACUCUCCACAAGGCAUCAUUACAAAGACUGCCGUCUAAAUGCACAACAAAUCUAAAACUGCUUUAAACUUGACUUCGAAUUCAGCCAGUAACCUGCAUUUUUACUGGUUACAUUCCCACAAUGUCAGCAAGAUGCUGAUAUAAAAUAUCCAUAACUCCUUUUCUCUCUGGAAUAUUUAUUACUGAUUACGUGUUAUCAGGCCAGCGGAGUGACGGUGCUUUCUGGAUCCCCUUCUACCAGCAGCUGAGUAGUCAGAACAGUUUACUGUUGCCUACCUGGUCUUCUUCAUGGUGAGGUAGUAAGCGUAGCAAUCAGGGAUGGAAAUUCCACUAGCCAUUGGUGGGUAUUUUACAGCUUCAGCCAGUUUGGGGUACUCACUGAAUCUGAGCAUCUAAAACAGAAGGUACUGUCAGGAUAGAACCUGGAAAUCCCCAAAUCAGAGCUGAAAUAUCCUGAUCUCAGUCUUUCCUCAGUGUGGGAAGAAACUCUUUGCUAGUUAUUUCUGAUAUUAACUAAAAGCAUUCCUCCUUCCAAGCGAUGGUUCCACACGUACAAAUGACAGACUAGCUUUUAAAGUGUUGAGGUGCUCCUUGGAGUUCCAUCCCUGGUAGUAACACACAGUCCACUGUUGCCUACUUUGGUCCCCUUUAUGGUAAAGUAGUAGGCGUAGCAAUAUACAGUAUACAUAUUCUAUAUUCUACAGUAAAUAUCAUUAUUUUUGGUCAAAACUGACAACCUGACAAAGAUAUGUUUGUGACUGUAUGCAUUUGUAUGAAUUAUUUUAAAAGGAAAUAAACUGUGGAAAGGUGA
Mugil cephalus (flathead mullet) is the source of this 3992-nucleotide messenger RNA. Its product is annotated as C-terminal-binding protein 1. The record is from RefSeq and is a predicted model, not a curated record. Bases 212 to 1537 code for a protein of 441 amino acids. Lineage: Eukaryota; Metazoa; Chordata; Actinopteri; Mugiliformes; Mugilidae. Gene Ontology annotation, molecular function: oxidoreductase activity, acting on the CH-OH group of donors, NAD or NADP as acceptor; transcription corepressor activity; NAD binding. The transcript has 11 exons.